CAUUUUUUAGAUGUCUACAUUGUACACGUGUUCGAUCAGUGGUGAACCAGCGGAAGUACCCGUUGUAUCGCCCGUUUCUGGGCGGAUUUUCGAAAAACGACUUAUUGUCAAAUAUGUUAAUGAAAAUGGCACUGACCCAUUUAAGAACGAAGCGCUUACAAUAGAUCAGUUAGUUGAAAUCAAGACCGAUGUGGCGAAUUCGAUGCCACGUACUAUUGCGGCAACAUCAAUACCAUCAAUGUUGAAAGUACUACAAGAUGAAUGGGACGCAUGCAUGCUCAAUAGUUUCAUGUUACGUGAACAAUUACAAAAUGCACGUCAAGAAUUAUCACAUACAUUAUAUCAGCAUGAUGCCGCUUGUCGUGUGAUUGCGCGUUUGUCAAAAGAAUUGAAUGCUGCACGUGAGGCACUUUCAACACUGAAACCACAAGCAGCGGUUGAUGUUGGCAGUAUACAAGAUGAAAUGGAAACAGUAGAUGAAGGUGUGCAAGGAAUCAACGAAGUGGUGCUGAAAAAGUUACAAGACAAAGCAGCUACAUUAACAGCUGCACGAAAACAACGUGGGAAGAAUUUGCCGGAAGCAUUGUCAAAACCGGAGUUAGUAAAGACAUUUACGCAGAUAGCAUGCCAUACCGGAAUUCAUAGUACAAGUGUGCCUGGGUUGACGGCUCUUGACGUUCAGGAUAAUAUGGUACUGACUGGUGGAAUUGACAAAGGUGUUGUUUUGUUUAAUAGUGAAACAGAAACAGUUACAGCAACAUUCAGAGGUCAUCAGAAAAAGAUAUCGGCCGUUAUUCUGCACCCAACGAAGGAAACAUGUCUUUCGGCAUCUUCUGACGGACAGGUUCGAGUUUGGUCCAUCAAAGAGGAAGCUUGUUGUCAUGUAAUUGAAACUCAUGAAAGUGCCGUCACAGAUAUAUCGUUGCAUGCUACUGGUGACUAUGUCCUAUCUGUUUCGAAUGAUUCUUCUUGGGCUCUCUCUGACAUUCAUUCUGGAAAGACUCUCUGCAGAGUGCAUUCCGAUGAUAAGAACAAGGUGCCAAUUUGCUGCGGACAGUUCCAUCCAGAUGGUCUUAUUUUUGGUACUGGAACAGCAGACUCCAUAGUAAAGAUUUGGGAUUUGAAGGAGCAAACAAAUGUUGCGAACUUCCCAGGCCAUCAAGGUAUGGUGAAAGCAAUUGCAUUUUCUGAAAAUGGUUACUAUUUGGCGACAGGAGCCGAGGAUGGUGAAGUGAAGUUAUGGGAUUUAAGAAAAUUAAAGAGCUUCAAAACAAUGACAAUUAAUGAAGGGAAGCAUACGCUUUCGGGAAUUUGUUUCGAUCAGUCAGGUACUUAUUUGGCAGUGGCAGGAGCUGAUGUGCAAGUGAUACAUGUUAAGCCUUGGACAGUACUUUCUACAUUAACGGAACAUAAGGAUGCAGUUACAUCGGUACGAUUUGGACGUGAUGCGCACAGUGUUCUAUCAGUUGGUAUGGACCGUUCGUUACGCAUCUAUGCUCCAUCACAACAGUGAUUGGAGUUUCCAGUUUGGAACUGUUUAUUUGCAAAUAUAUUGGUUCGACUUGAGUUCUGAUUAAAUGCUGAAAUUAAUUUUCGGUCUGACUUUUCCAACUGAUUGAAUUCAAAACAUGUUUUCCCAAUUCUUUAAUUUCAUUUCAUUUUACUUUCUUCAUAAUAUAAUUUGUUUGAUAAAUUUAUCCGAAGCGUUUUAAGGAAUUGUUGAAAUAAUGCAGAUUUGUUCCUAAAUACUGUACCUAAAACGUAAUGAAGUAAUGUUACAUUGAUCUGUCAUUAAUUCCAAAAUAUUUCAGGAAAUAUUACUAAUUCGUUGUUUGUUUGUUCAUUAGUUUCAUGCGCAUCCUAUUUAUAAACAACACUAAUAGCAGUCAAUACGGAAUAUUACUUUCAUUUUCUCCCGUAAUGGAAUUUCCAACGAAAACAGAUAUUUCGUAAUUGAGCAAAUGCCUGGAAUUAAUUGAAAUGUCGUAGUGUUUUAUUGCUUGAACAAGGUAUCAGUAAAUGUGUAGCAUAGUAAUCUCAGGAAAAAUGCUAAGACUAAGGUGGAAAUUGAAUUUCUUCGUAAUAGAUUCCAUAAACUAAUCAACGGGAAGAUCGUAAUGGUUACGUAGAUAAUACUGCUGACUCUUAAUUUUUGUUCUAACUAUGCCACUGCUAAAAAAUGUAUUACAA
Molecule: messenger RNA, 2190 nt
Organism: Loa loa (African eye worm)
Lineage: Eukaryota; Metazoa; Nematoda; Chromadorea; Rhabditida; Onchocercidae
Product: nuclear matrix protein SNEV
Exons: 9
Coding region: 11-1513 (500 amino acids)
Biological process (GO): mRNA splicing, via spliceosome; DNA repair; protein ubiquitination
Cellular component (GO): Prp19 complex; cytoplasm; U2-type catalytic step 1 spliceosome
Molecular function (GO): ubiquitin protein ligase activity; protein binding
Source: RefSeq, a predicted model, not a curated record